Messenger RNA from Saccharomyces eubayanus, 1155 nucleotides. RefSeq names its product anthranilate phosphoribosyltransferase (gene TRP4). Gene Ontology annotation, biological process: L-tryptophan biosynthetic process. The record is from RefSeq and is a predicted model, not a curated record. Gene Ontology annotation, cellular component: cytosol. The coding region runs from base 1 to 1155 and encodes 384 amino acids. The transcript has a single exon. Gene Ontology annotation, molecular function: anthranilate phosphoribosyltransferase activity. NCBI's taxonomy places the organism in Eukaryota, Fungi, Ascomycota, Saccharomycetes, Saccharomycetales, Saccharomycetaceae.
AUGUCUGAAGCGGCACUGUUAUCGUUCACCAAGAAGUUGUUGGAUUCACCUCCAAAGUUGACUUGUACAGACUUGCAUGAUGCCAUAUUAAUCAUUCUUGAUCUUUUAAAAAAAUGCGAUACAAAUAGCGACGAAACUCUUUCCAUUUAUACCAAAGUUUCCAGUUUUCUGACGGCAUUGAGAUUCACCCAGCUUGACCAUAAAGCAGAAUACAUUGCCGAAGCUGCCAAGGCUGUGUUAAAGCAUUCUGACCUCGUGGAUUUACCAUUGCCCACGAAAAGCAUAUUAAGCCCUGGCGCAGGACCAAUAAUUUUGGAUAUCGUGGGUACCGGUGGUGAUGGACAAAACACCUUUAACGUUUCCACCUCUGCAGCUAUAGUUGCCUCUGGUAUUCCAGGACUAAAGGUUUGCAAACACGGAGGGAAAGCUUCUACAUCCAAUAGUGGGGCUGGUGAUUUAAUUGGAACUUUGGGAUGUGAUGUAUCUAAGGUUAACUCCUCAACGGUUCCUGGCUUGUGGCCCGAUAAUACAUUUUUGUUUCUUCUAGCCCCAUUUUUCCACCGCGGAAUGGGUCACGCUUCCAAGGUACGUAAACUGCUGGGCAUUCCAACUAUUUUCAACGUGUUGGGACCUCUUUUACACCCAGUCAGCCAUGUAAACAAGAGAAUACUGGGCGUUUACUCAAAAGAGCUUGCGCCUGAAUAUGCCAAGGCAGCCGCUCUGGUAUACCCGCAGAGUGAGACCUUCAUUGUUUGGGGGCAUGUUGGGCUAGAUGAAGUAUCGCCGGUAGGUAAAACAACAGUUUGGCAUAUCAACCCAACAUCAUUUGGCCAUUCCGAUGAACCUCAAAUGAAAACCUUCCAACUAGAGCCUUCAAUGUUUGGCCUAAAAGAACACGAAUUGUCUGAGUGCGCCUCUUUCGGGCCUACGGAAAACGCAAGAAUCCUGAAGGAGGAGGUUCUAUCUGGUAAAUACCACCUUGGUGAUAAUAAUGCAGUCUACGACUACAUUUUGAUGAACACUGCCGUAUUAUACUGUUUAAGUCAAGGUCACCAGGAUUGGAAAAAGGGGAUCAUUAAAGCAGAAGAAAGCAUCCAGUCUGGUAAUGCAUUACAUUCAUUGGAGCACUUUAUAGCUAGCGUAAGCUCAUUGUAG